Alternaria arborescens is the source of this 1221-nucleotide messenger RNA. RefSeq lists its product as hypothetical. Bases 1 to 1221 code for a protein of 406 amino acids. Lineage: Eukaryota; Fungi; Ascomycota; Dothideomycetes; Pleosporales; Pleosporaceae. The transcript has a single exon. The record is from RefSeq and is a predicted model, not a curated record.
AUGUGGAGAACAGGCCUACUCUACCUCGACCGUGGGGACAGCUCCAUACUCAACGCCCUCAGAAAUGCGGGGUACGACACCAAAGAGCACCCAGGCUCGCCAUCACGAUCACCUUCCCGCCGCUUCUCAAUUGCCAGCGACACCGAGAGCGCCCUCGAGGGCAAGCUCAAGCAAGAGAUGCGCCAGCAACAGGGCGUCCAGCACUGGGUCAUGCCGCCGGAUGUCAACGGCCUCAAGUUUGCCAGUCCCCGCGCCAGCCCGCGCACACGAGCCAUUGACCCUGCCGACGCCCUCGGCCUGUCCACAGACGCAACCCUCUUCGAAGAACCCCUCCUUUACUCGCUGGAUCGAAUAAAGGAAGACGGUCCUUCACCCGACUACUUCUCCUACGAUGACCUCGCCAAGUCGCCAUCCAUCAAGAGCGAGGGCGAAGAAACCGUCAUCACAAAGCACCGCCCUUCUCACCUGCGCACACCCUCAACACCAACCAUCGAAUCAAGACUCGCCAGUGCGCAAAGGGCAUCACGAACACUUCCGCUCCGCGCCAAGACCAACGACGGUCUUCUGCAACUACAAGCCAACACAUCAAAGCCACAGCGCCCCGCCAACACCCACCAACGCAGAAUCUCCCUCGGCCUCCCCAUCAAAGCCGCCACCGCACAGAACGAGAACCCUCGCCAUCACAGCCCGACCACCCGCUCCCUCCAUCCAUCAACACCCAAGAAGCUACCAAAGAAGAGCGGACCGACAUCGGCCAUCCAGCAAGAGCGUGAUUUGGAGUACAAGCACCGUCACACAUUCAUCGGCACAGCAUCCCUGGACGACUUCCUAGAGGUUCUCGACGUGUCACCCGAGCAAAACAUCACCAACAAAGAAGCGGUAAUAAGGGCCUUCAUCCUCCUAGCCUCCAGCGAGCGAUUGCUAGCACGACAAGCAUCACUCAAGCCCGAUGGAUGGAGCGUGCUUGCGCGGACAUCUGCCGAGACGGUCAACACCGACUACGUUGAGCAAGCAAAGGCCAAGCUCGGGUCCAUUGUCCUACGCCAAUUCCUGGAUCUCAUCACAUUCAACGAAGAAGAAGAGGCAAGCGCCAUGGCAGUGGUAGAAGCAUUCACUGCCGCCAGCCAUCUGGAUGCACAAGCGAGUAAAAACGAAGCGAGUAGGGCCAAGGCCUUUCGGAAGCGGAUGGUGAAAGACGGUAAAGCGCUACCCCAGUCGUAG